AUGUCUGAAGGGAAGGGCGAUAAGGGGCUGUCCCUGCGGACUAACAGAAAAGCUCGAGCCCCGACAAUUGCAAAACAGAUCUCUGGCCCAUUUCUGAGGGCAGGUGAUGGACUACGGAGCGCGGGUGGAAAGGCCCCGUUUGGCUCAUCACAACGACCACAGGGUGGAGGAAAGACGUCUGAUCUUGUCAAACGACGAUAUUCUACUCGAUUCAACAAUCUACCGUCUGAUUUCGACCCGACCGUGCCUCCUAUCCCAUCUCUACCCACUAUCCCGAGCCAAUAUGCUUCGCCCGGAGAUCAAGGACGCGGCACUUUACCUGCGAAAGGUCCUGGCUUAUCCGUCGAUAUUAAAGCAUUGAGAGAUCCGAAUCUACGUCCCGAACAGUAUCUUGCUGGCCUUUUGAGUGGUGCCUCGGAGCAGGAUCUCGAUGACUACCAACAAGCAUUACAGAAGCUGCGCAAUCGAGCGUCAACUGACCUCCAGCAAAGCAUCUACCAAAACCGAACUCAGUUUAUUAAAAUAAGCAAGGAAGCCGAGAAGCUCAAAGCGGAAAUGAGGGCCCUAAGAAAUCUAAUGUCAGAGCUCAAGACUAAUACGACAGCACUCAGGGCUGCAUCUUCACGGGGUUCUGAAGGUGUGAAUGAUUUCGACUCAGGUUUUCCAACAACUUUGAGCAAGAGAGAUAGAAGAAGUUCGGUAGCGGACCGAACUGUGAUGUGGAAUGCACAGCUUCAGGCGUUAUGGAAGACUGUUGAAGGCUCUCAGAAGUUCUUACCUGCCCUUUCAGGCCGCCACGUGGUACAGAAUGCCGGACUAUGGAUUGAGUUGGACAAUGCAACCUGGAAAUCAAGAAGAGCUAUGCAGAUCAUUUUACUCAAUGACCAUCUUCUUGUCGCAUCAAGAAAGAAGAAGAAGGUCGAUGGAAAUGGAGCAGACCAAAGGCAAGCUCCCGUCAAGCUUGUGGCUGAUCGCUGUUGGCCCUUGCUAGAUAUCGAAAUGGUCGAUUUGGCAAGGACUGGCGAGGCCAGUAGUGGGCGAAACAAGGUUGCGGAUGCUAUUAUGAUUAGAGGUGUUGGCCAGGAGUCUUUUACUUAUCGUACUGAAAAGCCAGACGACAGUGAAAAGUCAACCUUGUUGAUCAAUUUCAGGAAGGCUGUCGAACAACUUCGGAAAGGGCUUAGGUCUGAGAUGGAGAAUAGCAACAAAGCAAAAGAGACGAUCAACUACUUUGCAUCACGCGAUCCAGGUCUUCUCAAGAAGACCGAGUUACUUGAAACCCUGUCAGAUAUCAAGGACAUGCUGAUUGAGGUUGACGGAAAGCAGCAAAAUUUGCGUUGGGUAGAGGGCCAGGUCGACGAGCUGGAUAUUGAUAUCGCUCUUCAACGUUUUGAUGUGGCUGUGUCACGCGUUGAAAAGCUCAACGCGUUGGCCAAAGGUCUCAAAAGCAAUGUGGUAGCACAGGAUUUCAUCAGCUUCAAGGCUGAUGAGAGAGCAACGAAGCUUGCCAGUCUCAUCACCCGCGAACUUGUUGAGACACAUAACGAACUUAAGAAAACGAAGCGCAAUGUUAACUGGCUGGCGCGCCUUGGUUUCGAGGAUCGUGCGAGAGAAGCUUACCUAGAAGCACGAGGCAAUGUCAUACAUAAGAGAUCAAGACAAUGUAUUUUUGAGGGUGACCUCCACCAAUAUAUUUGGGCAGUGUCCUUUGUGUACUUCACCAUUAUACGAAAUACUGUCUCGACGUUCCAGACUUGCUUUCCACCCUUGCUCAUGAGCGCCUGUGUCAAAUGGGCUAAAGAGCAGGUGGAUGCAUUCAAUGUCAUUCUAGUUCGACAACUUAGCAGCACUGAUCGAGGUGGACCAGUUUGGACUGAAUGUAUGAAUCAAGCAAAAGAGCAUGCUAAGAUGUUAUCUGAGGUCGGAUUGGAUUUUGAGAGUUUGAUAGGUCGUGAUCCCAGCAGGAACAAUAUGGAUACCAAUAUGGAGGAUGUUAGCAGGACACCUGAGCCGUCGAGGUUAUCUCCAACAUCAGAGCCAGCCACGAUUCCGACCCUCGAUGGAUGGAUUGAGAGCUUGAUGACGUGCAAACAAUUGGCCGAGGUCGACGUGCAAAGGCUCUGCGAGAAGGCGCGAGAGGUCUUGCAAGACGAGUCGAAUGUGCAACCGGUGAAAUGCCCUGUAACAGUCUGCGGGGAUAUUCAUGGUCAAUUCCAUGACUUGAUGGAGCUCUUUAGAAUUGGUGGUCCAAACCCAGAUACAAACUACCUGUUCAUGGGCGACUACGUUGAUCGAGGAUACUACUCUGUAGAGACGGUCACCCUCCUCGUUGCUCUCAAAAUACGAUAUCCCCAACGCAUCACAAUCCUCCGCGGUAACCAUGAGUCCCGCCAAAUCACCCAAGUUUAUGGCUUCUACGAUGAAUGCCUCCGAAAAUACGGCAAUGCCAACGUAUGGAAAUACUUCACAGAUCUCUUCGAUUAUCUUCCUCUCACUGCACUCAUCGACAACCAAAUCUUCUGCCUCCACGGAGGUCUUUCCCCAAGUAUCGAUACUCUUGAUAACAUCAGAGCGCUUGACCGCAUACAAGAAGUCCCACACGAGGGUCCGAUGUGCGAUCUUCUCUGGUCCGAUCCUGAUGAUAGAUGCGGGUGGGGGAUAUCACCAAGAGGAGCGGGGUACACCUUUGGGCAAGAUAUCUCGGAGGCGUUUAAUCACAAUAAUGGCUUGACUCUUGUUGCAAGAGCCCAUCAGUUAGUCAUGGAGGGGUAUAAUUGGUCUCAAGAUAGGAACGUUGUGACCAUUUUCUCAGCUCCCAACUAUUGCUACAGAUGUGGCAAUCAAGCAGCUAUCAUGGAGAUUGAUGAGCAUCUGAAAUAUACAUUCCUCCAAUUUGACCCAUGCCCGAGAGCGGGUGAGCCGAUGGUAUCACGCCGCACUCCCGAUUACUUCCUCUAG
This is a messenger RNA of Amorphotheca resinae ATCC 22711, 2958 nucleotides long. RefSeq lists its product as hypothetical. The coding region runs from base 1 to 2958 and encodes 985 amino acids. Gene Ontology annotation, cellular component: cytosol. The record is from RefSeq and is a predicted model, not a curated record. NCBI's taxonomy places the organism in Eukaryota, Fungi, Ascomycota, Leotiomycetes, Helotiales, Amorphothecaceae. Gene Ontology annotation, biological process: mitotic cell cycle; peptidyl-serine dephosphorylation. The transcript is spliced from 11 exons. Gene Ontology annotation, molecular function: protein serine/threonine phosphatase activity.